Molecule: messenger RNA, 887 nt
Organism: Xenopus tropicalis (tropical clawed frog)
Lineage: Eukaryota; Metazoa; Chordata; Amphibia; Anura; Pipidae
Gene: miso1
Product: mitochondrial inner membrane subdomain organizer 1
Exons: 5
Coding region: 109-837 (242 amino acids)
Source: RefSeq, a predicted model, not a curated record
GUUGCAGCAGUACUGACGCCUUUGGCACAGAAGUUGCGACGCUGACGCCCUCUACUGUUAUUGCUUAAUAACGCAAUUUGGAUUUUCGCAUCUCAACGCGACGUUAAUAUGGCGGAGCGAGGCCGGGACCAGGCAGAUAAUUUAAUUUCUAAAGUCUCCCAGCUGGCUGACAAUCAUUUAACGUUAGUCCGGAAUAUCAGCACUGGAUUGGCUGUAGCUGGAGUUCUUUUGUUUGCUAGAAGUAUAAGAUUGACAUCAAAAUUCACAAGUGCAAAAGACAUUCCAUUAGAAUUCAUAAAGAAGAAUGUGAAACUUCGUGGAAAGUUACUCAGCAUCACUGGAGACACAUUAGAGGUUGAACAUGUCCCAAUAAGUCUUCCUAUUGUUGCUGCAUUUCAAAGUAAAUUUCACUCACAAGGCACUCUGUUUAUCAGACUUGCUGGAGUAGAACUGACUCCAAGCGGCAAAAUUUGGUUACAGGGACGGCUUCAACCCUCCCAGAUGCUGUGGUUUCAGCUCCUGAACAGAGAAGAUUCAGUACUUGACUGUUUUAUUCUGCUUGAUCGGUUGGGAUUCUUCAGUGACUGUUUGAACACAGAGAUCUUAAGACAAGGACUUGGUAGAACAGUCCAUAUUCCAGGGCUUCAGCAUGCUCAGUACUGGAAGUUUUAUAAAAGGUUGUUACGAGCUGAAGUAGAAGCCCAGAAGAAAGGAAAGGGUCUUUGGAAACAGGAAAACUGGCUUAGGGUCACUUCACAUAGAUACCUCAGUACAAUUAUUAUACAACCGGUCAAAUGCCUCAUUAAAUCAAUAACAUAUUUCUGGAAAAAAAAGUAAAUCUGUAUUUAUUUAUUUGUAUAUAUAUAAUAUAAACCACAAGUGUCUUU